This is a messenger RNA of Vicia villosa (hairy vetch), 942 nucleotides long. RefSeq lists its product as uncharacterized. The record is from RefSeq and is a predicted model, not a curated record. Lineage: Eukaryota; Viridiplantae; Streptophyta; Magnoliopsida; Fabales; Fabaceae. The coding region runs from base 1 to 942 and encodes 313 amino acids. The transcript is spliced from 2 exons.
AUGAGUGAUGAUGAAACUAUCCAGCAAUAUCAUAUGAAGAUUCUUGAAAUUGCUAAUGGAUCCAGUGCAUUGGGUGAAAAAAUGUCAGAAGAAAAACUUGUAAGAAAAAUUCUUUGGUCUCUACCUAGGAAAUUUUACAUGAAAGUGAUAGCCAUUGAAGAAGAUCAUGAAAUCACCACUAUGAGGGUUAUUGAACUUGUUGGUUCACUUCAAACUUUUGAAUUAGCUGUUAAUGACAAGUCUGAGAAGAAGAACAAAGGCAUGACCUUUGUAUCCAGCACUAAAGAUGAAAUCGGUCAAGAUGAUCUAGAUACUGAGGAAGGACUGUCCAAAACUGUUGUGUUACUUGGGAAACAAUUCAAUAAAAUUAUGAAGAUAAUGGAUAGAAGAGGAAGACCUGAUGUCAAGAACAUCUCAUCUGACAUCAGGAACAACAACAAUUCGCAUAAUGAUACCAGAUCUGAAAAAAAAGUCACAUUAAAGAAAAGACUAUUUGGAUAUCAAGACCAAACUCAACAAGUCAAAUUUGAUCAUGAUACUAGUAACAGGAAGCAUUCUGGGAUAGAUAAGAAUGUUGCUCUAAUAACACACACUUCUCUAAGGAUGCCAACAGAAGAAGACUGGUACCUUGAUAGUGGUUGUUCAAAUCAUAUGACCGGGAGGAAGAACUCUCUAGUAGAUCUCAAAUUGGAAGGAAACAACUAUGUAACUCUGGGUGAUGGAGAUAUAAGAGAAGUCAAAGGUGUUGAGAAGACAGAAGUAGUAGGUAUACCUAAUCUAAACAAUGUUCUACUUGUACAAGGAUUAGCUGCAAACCUUAUAAGCAUCAAUCAGUUGUGUGAUGAAGGAUUCAAUGCUAGGUUCACCAAAGAUAAGUGUAUCAUCACGAAUGAAGAAAAUGAAGGAGUCAUGAAGGGAUUUAGAUCUAAGGAUAAUUGCUAA